AGAAACUGGCUGUCAUUCCAAGGCCAAGGAAGCAAACCAUGGGGUACCAGAAAUCAGGGAUCUGGGUAUGGUUGGCCUUGACACUAUCCAUCUCAAAUGCCUAUGACAUAAUUCCAGGUAGACCCAUCGACCACACUAAGUCUAUCUGCAGCUCAUGGGGCAACUUCCAUUACAAGACAUUUGAUGGAGUGAUCUAUCAGUUUCCUGGCACCUGCAACUAUAAUUUGGCUUCAGACUGUGGGGACUCCUACCAUGAAUUUUCUGUCCACAUCCAACGAGACACUGAGGAUGGUAUCCCAGUCAUUCACCAAAUCCUUAUUCAAAUCAAGGAUGUGACCAUUGAACUGAAGAGAGAUGGCCAGAAGGUGAAUGGGGCCAUUUUUGAGAUGCCUUACUUCAGCUAUGGAAUUCUCAUAAACCAGAAUUCUGGCUACACAAAAGUGAACACAAAGAUUGGUCUGACCCUUACAUGGAACCAAGAAGAUUCAGUUACGUUGGAGCUGGAUGCCAGUUAUAAUGACAAACUGUGUGGACUCUGUGGCGACUACAAUGGCAUGCCAAUCAGUGAUGAAUUCUAUCUGAAUGAAAUGGCACUCACCCCUAUCCAAUUUGGAAACAUGCAAAACAUCAACGAUCCUACCGUUACCUGCACAAACGUAGAUGAGAGCCAGCAAAUGAAUGUUUCCAGUUGUAAGCAAUAUUACUCUGUGUGCAAGAGUUACCUCAGCCAAAGUGCCUUUUCCUCAUGCCAAGAUCUUCUUGAUGUAACAGAUUACGUUAUGGCCUGCAUGCUCGAUGUGUGCUCCUGUAGCAGUGCCGAUGUCUCCUGUCUAUGCAGUACAUUAACUGAGUUUUCAAGGCAAUGCACUCAUGCAGGAGGGAGCCCACAGAACUGGAGAACUGAUUCUCUCUGUCCUAAGCAGUGCCCUGGGAACAUGGUAUACCAGGAGAGUGGUUCCCCAUGCAUAAGUACAUGCUCUCAUCGUGAAGUAACAAGCCUUUGUGAGGAACAUGAGAUAGAUGGCUGCUUCUGUCCUGACGGCUCGGUGUGGGAUGAUUACACUAACACAGGCUGCAUAGCAACAAGCGACUGUUCUUGCAAGUUUCAAAAUCAGUUUUAUGCUCCUGGAGCAAAGGUUGUAAAUGAAUGCGAUGAAUGCUACUGUAAUGCAGGAAAAUGGGUCUGCGCAGGUGGAACGUGCCCCAAAGUUUGUUCCAUUGAAGGAGGAGCUCAUUUCCAAACAUUUGAUGGGAAGCUGUACAAUUUCCAUGGCAGCUGUUACUAUUUGCUAUCUAAGAUCAGCUUAAAUAGCAACGAGAGCCACAUAAUUGCAGCUGAGCUGACUCCAUGCAAUGCUUAUUCACGUGAGACCUGUCUAAAGACCAUCAAGUACUACAUGGAUGACAAGAAUGUUUUGUCCAUCAGAGCUGAUGGAUCUGUUUUAUUAAAUGAUCUCCAAGUAAGCCUCCCUCAUGUUACAGGAAGUUUUUCAGUUGUACAGCCCUCUGACACAUUUGUCAUUGUGGAGACCGACUUUGAUUUACAAUUGCAAAUCCAGUUCCUACCAUUGAUGCAGGUGUAUAUUACCAUGGAUAAUACUGAAGAGAAUAUAUUUGAAGGUCUUUGUGGUAACUUUAAUUACGUGGAAGGAGAUGACUUCACAACAUCUGGAGGUAUAGAUGAAUCAACAGCAUCAGCCUUUGCCAACACCUGGAAAAUGCAGUCUACCUGCCAAGACUCAGUAGAACUAUUAACAGAUCCAUGCAGCCUCAGUGUUGAGACUAAAACCUAUGCUGAUUUUUGGUGUGCUAAAUUAAAAGAUCCAAAUUCUCCUUUUGGAAAUUGCCAUUCUGCAGUAGCCCCAGAUGAAUAUUAUAAGAGGUGUGAGUACGAUACCUGCAGCUGUAGUCGUAGUGAUAUCUGCAUGUGUGCCGCACUGUCCUCAUAUGCCAGAGCCUGUGCUGCAAAAGGAAUCAUCUUGUGGGGCUGGAGGAAUGGAACCUGUGAAAAUGACUUGCCCAGCUGCCCAGCCUCACAGACAUACUUGUAUAACAUCACUACUUGCCAGCCUACUUGCCGCUCCCUGGCACUUGGAGAAAGAGACUGUUACAGUGAAUUCACCCCAAUUGAUGGCUGUGGAUGCCCAGACGGAAUGUAUCUCAACGAAAGACAGAAAUGUGUUUCAUUAUCAGAUUGCUCCUGCUACUUCCAAGGAAUGUAUCUUAGACCAUAUGAGGUUAUCUACAGAAGAGAUGAGCGCUGUUCCUGUAAUGACGGAAAACUUCUCUGCACUAGUUUUUCCAAUGACACUUGUCCCAAUGGAAAAGUCUUCUUUGACUGCAGCUCAGUACUGCAGGGAGAUGCCAUUCCACAGUAUAGGAGCUGUCGUACUCUAAAUAUUGGACCUGUACUACUAGAAUGUAUCUCAGGCUGUGUGUGCCCAGACGGACUGCUUGAUGAUGGGAAUGGUGGCUGCGUUGAAGAGCGUUUCUGCCCUUGCACAUAUAAUAAUGAAGCUUAUCCUCAUGGAUCUAGCCUCACUGAAGAAUGCAAAUCCUGCACAUGUGUGAGUGGAAUUUGGUCAUGCAUACAAACACCUUGUUAUGGAACAUGUAACAUCUACGGAAGCGGUCAUUAUAUUACUUUUGACAAGAAAUUCUAUGACUUUGAUGGAAGUUGUGAAUUUGUUGUUGCUCAGGAUUAUUGUGGGGAUGUAAAUGGCACCUUUAGAAUAAUUACAGAGAAUAUCCCAUGUGGUUCCACUGGAGUAACAUGUUCAAAGUCUAUCAAGAUAUACUUAGGGAGUACUGAACUGAAAUUGGCUAAUGAACACUUGGAGGAAAUUUUAGGAGAUCCUGCAAGGCAAGUUGCAUAUAGCACCCGUGAACUGGGCCUUUACCUAGUCAUUUCUGCAAGCAAUGAUGUUUACCUUAUCUGGGACAGGAAAACUUCCCUAUUAAUUAGGCUGUCAUCGUCAUACAAGGGCAAAACUUGUGGCCUGUGUGGCAAUUAUGAUGAUAAUGCUAACAAUGACUUCCUGACCAGCCACUCAAUACAAGCCAGCAAUGUAAUGGAGUUUGGAAAUAGCUGGAAGCUUAGUAAUACUUGUCCAGAUGCGCUAGAACUUCCCCAGCCAUGCUUUUCAGCACCCCACCGCAGAUCUUGGGCUGAGAAGAAAUGUGACAUUAUCAACAGCGAUGUUUUUCUAAGCUGCCACAGCAAGGUGGAUCCAAAACCCUAUUAUGAUGCUUGUGUAAAUGAUGUCUGCUCCUGUGACACUGGUGGGGACUGCGAGUGCUUCUGCACUGCUGUGGCUGCCUACUCUCAACUCUGCUCUAAAGCAGACCUUUGUAUUAACUGGAGAACACCAGAUAUUUGCCCAAUAUUCUGUGACUACUAUAACAUGAAUCAGAAAGAGAAUCAGUGUAUGUGGCACUACUUUCCCUGUGGUCCAGAGGGUAGAAGCAACCACCAGGUCACCCUGUACUGCCACUCACCCCCUGUCACACACCUGGAAGGCUGCUAUCCAGCUUGUCCACCUGAACGUCCCUAUUACAAUGAAUUGACUAAAACAUGUGUCAAACAUUGCCCAUGCAUUGUCAACAAGGUUGUUUACAGAUAUGGUCAGCGGAUACCUACCCAUGACCCCUGUAGGACAUGCGAAUGUGAUAUGCAGGGAAAAGAAACUUGUACUGAUAACCCAGAUUGCUGCCCUAUGGAUAAUACCACAACACCAUUUGUUUAUGUAUCAACAUCAGCAUAUACAGAUUUCACAGAUACUAGCUUGAUAACUGAUUUCACAGAUACUAGCUUAAUAACAGAUGUUACGGAUACUGACACAACACAAUAUGUCACAGAUAGUGACACAACACCAGAUGAUACAGUCUCAACAACAUAUCAUACUAAUGGCAAGGAUUCUACCACAACAACAUAUCAUACUAAUGGCAAGGUUACUACCACAACAACAAUUACUCACAGUGAUAGCAAGGAUACAACAACAACAACAUAUUACCCUAAUGGAAAGGUUACUACCACAACAACGACAACUCACUCUAAUGGCAAGGAUUCUACCACAACAACAUAUUACCCUAAUGGCAAGGUUACUACCACAACAACAACUCAACCUAAUGGCAAAGACUCUACCACAACCUCAACAACAUAUCACCAUAAUAGCAAGGAUACUACCACAGUGCCAUAUGACACAGAUAUAACAAAUACUCCUACAGAACCAAUAUAUUCCACAUACAGCAUCAAUACUGCCACAGGAUCAAUAUAUUCCACAGAUACAAUCAAUACUAACACAGCAUCAACAAAAUAUCCACCAAAUACCAUUGUUUCUACAUACAGUUCACCAGUACUCUGUGCUCAUAGGAAAUGUAUCAAUGGAAAAAUCAUUCAAACCACCACGCUUUGUUCGUACCCAACCACCACUCCCACAACAUCUGUUACCACUGGUCAGGAAAUAACAAGUAGUUCAGUUCUUGGAAUAUGCUACAGUAUUGUAUGUGACAUCAAUUGUAAUGAUGGGGCAAAUGCAAUUGAGGUACCUUGUGAAACAACACCACCAACUACUACAACUAAAACACCACCAACUACAACUAAAACACCACCAACUACAACAACAACCACACCACCAACUACUACAAAAACACCACCAACUACAACAACCACAACUAUAUCAUCGUCAACAACUACAAAGACACCAUCUACAACAACCACAACAACUACAACACCAACAUCUACAACAACCACAACAACUAAAACACCCACAACUACAAUACCAACUACAACAACCACAUCACGUACAACAUCGACAACUACAACAACAACUACAACAACUACAAAAACUACAACACCAACAACUACACCAACUACAACUAAAACAACUACAAAAACAACGACAACUCCAACAACUACAAAAACAACAACCAAAUCAACCACUAAUACAAUCAGUACAACUACUCCUUGUGUGCCCUAUACAAACUGGCAAAUUUGUAACUGCACCAAAGCUAUAUGCAAUGCAGCGGGUCAACUACAGAUUGUUCAAAAAGGUUGUGUACCUCCACCAGCAAUUACAUGUGCCAAUAAAAUGAAGCCACUCGCUGUGCCCGAUGAUGACUUAUGUUGCUGGCAUUGGGAGUGUCCAUGUAUGUGUGCUGGCUGGGGAGAUCCUCAUUACCUUACCUUUGAUGGAACCUAUUAUACUUAUAGUGGAAACUGUACCUAUGUUCUUGUGGAAGAAAUUGUGAAAACCAUUGAUAACUUUGGUGUUUACCUUGACAACUAUAACUGUGGAGAUACAACUGGUGUUACCUGCCCACGCAACCUUACCGUACUAUACGAAACUCAGGAAAUCACAAUUUCCCCCACAUCUUUUGCUCCUAUAACCUUAGAGACACGUGUAAAUGGACAACUUGUAUUGCUACCAUUUACAAAAUUUGGAGUGAACAUUUAUAAAGCUGGAGUAUUUUAUGUGGUUGAACUACCAGAUCUGAAGACCAAUGUCACUUAUAAUGGUGUGACCUUCACCAUCGAGAUGCCAUACAGAAAGUUUUACAACAACACACAUGGACAAUGUGGUACCUGUACUAACAACCAAGCUGAUGACUGCUUGUUAUCUAAUGGUACAGUCUCAACUAGCUGUGUAGCUAUGGCUGAUUCUUACACUAUAAAUGACCCAGCUAAACCUCAAUGCAAGAGCAACCUUACACCACCACUACCGGUUCCAGCUUCAUGCAGAUCUCCUCUCUGUGAUCUCAUCAUGGGACCGAUCUUCAAAGCAUGUCAUGCUGCCCAACCACCAGGGCCUUUCUACCAAGCCUGCCUUUACGACAGCUGCAAUGUGGCCAACUCAAACAUUGAAUGUACUAGUCUGCAACAUUAUGCCACAAUCUGUGGUGAUCAUGGCAUCUGCAUUCCAUGGAGGAGCCAGGCUCUGGAUUGUCCAAUCUCUUGUCCAUCUGACAGAGUGUAUAAUGCAUGUGGCCCAGCUCUCCCAGUAACCUGCAAAACUGCGCCAUCAGAUGCGGCAGCACUGAAAAAUGACAUACGUGUUAUGGAAGGAUGCUUCUGUCCAAGCGGCACCAUGCCAUUUAGUACGGGUAUCGAAAUCUGUGUAGGCACCUGUGGGUGUGUGGGACCAGACGACAUCCCCCGUGUGUAUGGUGAAACCUUUGAGUUUAACUGUGCCGUCUGCACCUGUUUGGAGGGUGGUCGUGGAAUAGUGUGCCAACAACAACAGUGCCUUGAUGUAGUCAAUGCAACUUGUACUCUGGAAGGUUUCUACUCAGUGACUCAACCAAGUGCUACAAACAAAUGUUGCACUGAAACUGUAUGCAGAUGUGACCCAAGUCUGUGCUCUAAUAACUUCCCUGUAUGUGGACCUGGAUAUGAAAUUGUUGGAGACGUUGAUGCAGGGCAUUGCUGUCCUACUUAUGUUUGUAAACAAAAGCAAGUCUGUGUUAGUGGAAAUGCUGAAUACAUGCCUGGAUCCCAGGUUUACACAGAAAACUGUGAGGACUGUGUCUGUACUGCAAAUCAAAAUAACAACUUGACAAUAAGUUGCAGCCCAGUUGUCUGCAAUGUUCAGUGUCCAACAGGUUUUGAGGUGAGGAAAAAUUCCCCAUCUGACUGCUGUGGUACCUGUCAGCAAACCAACUGUGUCCUGAAUUAUAAUGGCGCCUACCGGCUUAUGAAUCCCGGUGAUGUACUGCCUUCUGUGAAUGAUAGCUGCACGGUGUACAAAUGCUCAUUAAUCAAUAGUCAAUUCAUCACAACUAUUUCUCAAAUCGCUUGCCCCUCAUUAUAUGAAGAAGACUGUGAGCCUGGAAGCAUUGCGUUAUUACCCAACGGAUGCUGUAAAACAUGUAUCCAAAAGAACAGCUCCUGCAAUGUACAAGUAUUUGAUGAUUAUUUGAACUACCAAGGCUGCACAUCUCUACAGAGGAUCAGAAUGUCUCGUUGUGAAGGAUCCUGUGAUACCUAUUCCAUGUACUCUGCUGAUGCACAAUCUAUGUCCCAUAAGUGUUCUUGUUGUCAAGAGGUUAGCACUACCAAAAAUAUAAUCAAGCUGCAGUGCGCCGAUGGAAGUUUCAUUGACCAUGAAUACAUUGAUGUGAACGGGUGUCAGUGUACUGGCACUGCAUGUCCUGGAACUGUAUAGUCUUGUAAUUUAAACCUUUUCAAGGGGUAUCUUAAUUCAAUAGAAAAUGUAGUAUUGUAUAAUAAUCAUUUUACAUUCAAAUAAAAACUGAUCAUUUGUACGUCUUAUAUCCUUAAAUCUUGCAAAUAAAGCACUUUCUGAUAAAAUGCUAA
Molecule: messenger RNA, 7315 nt
Organism: Xenopus tropicalis (tropical clawed frog)
Lineage: Eukaryota; Metazoa; Chordata; Amphibia; Anura; Pipidae
Product: mucin-2
Exons: 46
Coding region: 39-7163 (2374 amino acids)
Source: RefSeq, a predicted model, not a curated record